Molecule: messenger RNA, 2484 nt
Organism: Zygotorulaspora mrakii
Lineage: Eukaryota; Fungi; Ascomycota; Saccharomycetes; Saccharomycetales; Saccharomycetaceae
Gene: RIX7
Product: putative AAA family ATPase RIX7
Exons: 1
Coding region: 1-2484 (827 amino acids)
Biological process (GO): ribosome biogenesis
Cellular component (GO): nucleus
Molecular function (GO): ATP hydrolysis activity; preribosome binding; ATP binding
Source: RefSeq, a predicted model, not a curated record
AUGGUUAAGAGUAACUCAAAGAAGAACACAUUGAGAAGUUCCUUGGACGGCAAGGUCGAGAAUCUCAUAUACCGUCUGCUGGAGGAAAAAUCUCUUGAAAAGAAGAGAGCACUCAUUGCAGAGAACAACGGCGACGAAAAUGAGAUUGCAGCUGAUGAUGAAUCCUUUCUAACCAUGUGCUAUGCUAAAGACUUGGAUGCGCCAGAGAUCUUUAUGUUUUGUCAAACAAAGGACUUGUCGAUGUUGAGAGUAAAAAAGAUUGUGCUUCAAAAAACUAUUGAAAAAGUAUGGAAACAGAUGAUUCAGGAAGAAUCUGAGGAGUUUGGGGACAUACUAGAACAGCCAGAAUUGAAUGCGAAUGAUCAAAAAUUUAAAGACGAGAAUAUGAUGAUCGUUGACGAUAGCAACGACAUGAACAAAAGUAUAACAAACCAGUGGAACCGCAAAUCAGAGCCUCAGCCUUCCAGUGCUACUCCAAACCCUGCUGAGCUCUCUUCGGCAAACUCAAAGAAGCGCAUCAAAGAAUCCACAACAUCGAAGGCCAAGCGACAGAAGGUCAAAGAAGACAGAACACCACCAUUGGCAAAUCUUGAGUCCAUAGGUGGAAUGGAUGACGUUAUUGCCCAGCUCAUGGAACUGAUUGGUUUGCCUAUAUUACAUCCGGAAAUAUAUUUGUCCACUGGAGUGGAGCCACCUCGUGGUGUUUUGUUACAUGGACCGCCCGGUUGUGGUAAAACGUCCAUAGCUAAUGCAUUAGCGGGCGAGUUACAAGUCCCUUUUAUCUCGAUAUCAGCACCCUCUGUUGUUAGCGGUAUGUCGGGGGAAAGUGAGAAAAAGAUUAGAGAUCUGUUUGAAGAAGCUAAAACCUUGGCACCCUGUCUCAUAUUUUUCGAUGAGAUUGAUGCUAUCACACCAAAACGUGAUGGCGGAGCUCAAAGAGAAAUGGAAAGAAGAAUAGUGGCCCAACUUCUCACUUCAAUGGAUGAGCUUUCCAUGGAAAAGACAAACGGUAAACCUGUCAUUGUCAUUGGAGCUACAAAUAGGCCUGAUUCCUUAGAUGCUGCUCUGAGAAGAGCAGGAAGAUUUGAUAGAGAGAUUUGUUUGAACGUUCCUAACGAGAUUUCAAGAGAAAACAUCCUUAAGAAAAUGUCACAGAAACUAAGACUCGAUGGUUCUUUUGAUUUUGUGAGACUUGCCAAAUUGACCCCCGGUUUCGUUGGUGCAGAUUUGAAGGCACUUAUAACAGCAUCUGGUACUUGUGCUAUAAAGCGUAUAUUUCAAGAAUAUGCUACACUACUUCCCCCACAGGACAAUAAGAUGGAUGUUGAUCGGGAUGCAGAAGCGGCGCACGCUCUUAAAAACACCGCUGACAUGAUUGACCCCCUGCCACUUUCGACAAUCCAGAAGUUUAUUCAAAAUUUCCCCGAGCCUUUGAGUGAGGAGCAAUUACAAAACUUAACCAUUACCUAUGACGAUUUCUUGAAAGCACUACCGACAAUUCAACCAACCGCAAAAAGGGAAGGAUUUGCAACGGUUCCCGAUGUGACGUGGACAGAUGUGGGUGCUCUUUCAAAGGUCAGAAUCGAACUAAAUAUGGCAAUUGUUCAGCCCAUCAAAAGACCUGAGCUUUACGAGAAGGUCGGUAUCAGCGCACCAGCAGGUGUAUUGCUUUGGGGCCCACCAGGCUGUGGUAAAACGCUUCUCGCUAAGGCCGUUGCAAAUGAAUCUCGUGCCAACUUCAUAUCCAUAAAAGGUCCUGAACUGCUAAAUAAAUAUGUCGGUGAAUCAGAAAGAGCAAUAAGGCAAGUUUUCACCAGAGCUCGUGCUUCUGUUCCGUGUGUAAUAUUUUUUGAUGAGUUGGACGCUCUUGUCCCAAGACGUGACACAUCGCUAUCUGAAUCAUCGUCGCGAGUUGUAAACACAUUGUUAACGGAAUUGGAUGGACUUAAUGACAGACAUGGAAUAUUUGUCAUAGGCGCUACAAAUAGGCCUGAUAUGAUUGAUCCAGCAAUGUUGAGACCUGGUCGAUUAGAUAAGACUCUCUUCAUUGAGCUUCCUAAUACUGAGGAAAAGCUGGAUAUCCUGAGAACGCUCACAAAAUCAAAUGGCACGCCUAUGGCAUCCGAUGUUGAUUUGAAUAAGGUAGUUUUAGACUCUCGUUGUGGGAAUUUUUCAGGUGCUGACAUUGCAGCUUUGCUAAGAGAAAGUUCGGUUCUGGCACUUAAGAGAAGUUUCUUUAAAACAGAUCAAAUCCAGUCUGUUCUAGACAAUAAUCUCGAUAAAGAGUUCGAAGAUUUAACGGUGGGUGGCUCAAAUGAAGAAGUUUUGGUCACAAUGGCUGAUUUUACCAAUGCGCUUAAGAAAAUAAAACCCUCUGUCAGCGAAAAAGACAGGGCAAAGUAUGAUAAAUUGAAUAAGAAAAUGGGGUGGAACGACGAAGUGGAGCUGCAAGGAGAAAAUGACACCAUCCAAAAUAGUAGUUGA